AUGGGCAACAAGGUUCGAGUGGGAGCCAUCCAAGCUGAGCCCGUAUGGCUCGACUUACAAGGCGGCGUCAGAAAAGUGGUAUCGUUGAUCGAGCAAGCUGCAAAGGAUGGGAUCAAUGUCCUUGGUUUCCCAGAGGUGUUUAUCCCAGGAUACCCAUGGUCUAUUACCACAGAGCCUGCUAUAGCGAAUACUGAGUUUGUUGCUGAGUACCAGGCCAACUCGCUUAGCAGAGAAUCUGCAGAAAUGGACAAGAUCCGCGCCUCUGUGAAAAAGGCAGGAAUCUUUGUGGUGCUCGGCUACUCGGAACGGGCUCGCGGAAGUCUCUAUAUGGCUCAGUCGUUCAUUGAUCCCAGUGGAGUGAUUGUGCUACACCGACGGAAAAUCAAACCAACGUAUACGGAGCGGGCAGUCUGGGGCGAGGGCCAGGCCGACAGUCUCACGAAUGUGAUCCAGACUCCGCAUUUUGGCAGGAUUGGCGCCCUCAACUGCUGGGAGCAUUUCCAACCUCUGCUGCGCUACAACGAAUAUUGUCAGGGAGUUGACAUCCAUGUGGCAAGCUGGCCGCUCUUUUGGGAUAGGCCUGAAAAUCUGCCGGGGUCAUACAACUCGCAGGCCAGUCCGAACCGGCUCACUGGCCAAUUCAUGGCCAUGGAAGGCAGUUGUUUUGUCCUCGUCGCCACCCAAAUCCUCACGGAGGAAAACCGCGAAAGGACAAAACUCACAAACGUCCCAUUCGUCAAAACCCCCGGAGGAGGCUUCGCGAUGAUCUUUGGGCCAGAUGGGAAACCGUUGGUUCCGGCAUUUGACCCGGGCCAUCAGGGCAUCCUCGCCGCAGAUAUUGACUUGGGGGAUAUCGACUACGCCAGACAGGUGCUUGACGUCGUGGGACAUUACUCACGGCCGGAUCUCCUCAGUUUGAAUGUCAACAAAGAACCAGCUAAGCAUGUGCACUACGUUUAGGAGUCGGAAUCGCGCUUUGUGCUGUCGGUCGAUGGGUCUCACAAGCUACAACGUCGUGACGUGAGUGGGAUUGUGAUGGCUGAGGAGAGAGGAACGAUGUAGGAGGGCUAGCUAAUUCACG
This is a messenger RNA of Cladophialophora immunda, 1081 nucleotides long. RefSeq lists its product as uncharacterized. The record is from RefSeq and is a predicted model, not a curated record. Lineage: Eukaryota; Fungi; Ascomycota; Eurotiomycetes; Chaetothyriales; Herpotrichiellaceae. Gene Ontology annotation, molecular function: catalytic activity. The transcript has 2 exons. The coding region runs from base 1 to 960 and encodes 319 amino acids.